Molecule: messenger RNA, 2058 nt
Organism: Carica papaya (papaya)
Lineage: Eukaryota; Viridiplantae; Streptophyta; Magnoliopsida; Brassicales; Caricaceae
Source: RefSeq, a predicted model, not a curated record
AUAAAACCGGUGGGAAAAAACACAGUCAAGAGAGAGAGAGGGAUAGAAAGGCGAGAAGGGGGUUUAUUAUCUUCAAUGGCGCCCACUGAAAGCUUCCUGUAAAUUGUAAUCCCUUGACUGGUAUUCUAUUUAUACAUAUAUUGGUAUAAUAUAUAUUGUAGAGAGAGAGACUGAUAGUAUCUGUAUUUACGAGGUUCACACUAUAUAUAUUGUAGAGAGAGAGAGAGAGAGAGAGAGAGAGAGAGAGAGAGACAGUUUUGUUUCGUCUUCUUUGUGUGGUAUUAUUAUAUACAUAUUCUCUCUAUGCGUUUCUUUGUCUAAAAGGAGAGAGGGAAAGAGGGAGAAGACACAUAGAGAAGGGAAGAGAUGAUGAGCUGGAGAAGAGUAUUGAAGUCUGUACAGGCACUAGCAGCGCAUAGCCUUCUCUUCUCAUUCACGCUCUUGCUCGUUCUCAAGCUCGACCAUAUCGUGUCCUAUUCUUGGUGGCUAAUAUUUUUCCCACUUUGGAUGUUUCACGCUGUUGUUGCCCGCGGGAGAUUCUCUUUGCCUGCUCCAUCUGUUCCUCAUAAUCGUCAUUGGGCACCUUGCCAUGCCGUUGUGGCGACACCACUGCUUAUUGCAUUUGAACUGCUACUUUGUAUAUAUCUUGAGAGCAUAUACGUUUAUGAUUUUGCUGCUGUGACCUUGAAGAUUGUCUUUCUUCCCCUCUUGGCACUUGAAAUCAUUAUUCUGAUUGAUAAUUUCAGAAUGUGCCGGGCUUUAAUGCCUGGUGAUGAAGAAAGCAUGAGUGAUGAAGCAAUAUGGGAGACACUGCCUCACUUUUGGGUUGCAAUUUCCAUGGUCUUCUUUGUGGCUGCCACAGUCUUCACCUUCCUAAAACUAUGCGGUGAUGUAGGUGCUCUUGGUUGGUGGGACUUAUUCAUAAACUUUGGUAUUGCAGAGUGCUUUGCUUUUCUUGUUUGUACAAAGUGGUCAAAUCCGGUGAUUCACAGAAAUUCUCGUACAAGAGAAGCUAGUUCAUCCUCUACAACUGUUAGAUAUCUGGACUGGAACAGUGGCUUAAUAGUCUCACCAGAGGAGCAUCAACACCAGGACAGGUUGUGUGGUUUGCAAGAUAUUGGUGGGCAUAUUAUGAAAAUUCCUGUGAUUGCAUUCCAAGUCCUCCUUUGUAUGCGUCUAGAGGGAACACCUCCUCGCGCUAGAGAUAUACCAAUUCCUGUUCUCUUCUCGCCUCUUUUCCUGUUGCAAAGUGCUGGUGUACUAUUUGCUGCAUCUAAGUUAAUAGAGAAAAUAGUACUUCUGCUUCGGAGUGAAGCUGGUACAGGAAUGUAUUUUAGGUUUUCUUCGAGAGUUCAUGAUUGCUUGGGUUUCUUGCAUCAUGGUUCUAGAUUACUGGGUUGGUGGUCAAUUGAUGAAGGAAGUAGGGAGGAGCAAGCCAGGCUUUUCCAUGAGGGCUCUUCUGGGUUAGUAGAGAAAGUGCUAUGUAGGGUUUGUUUUGAGGGAGAGAUCAGUGUUGUCCUUCUUCCGUGUAGGCAUCGAAUUCUUUGCAGCAAAUGCUGUGAGAAGUGUAAAAAAUGCCCAAUCUGCCGUGUCUCGAUUGAGGAGAGAUUACCUGUAUUUGAUGUUUAAUGUAUUGCCCUUUGCCGUUUUUGUAAGAAAUGAAGUUCAGAGAAGAGUCAAAGUAACUUCUUAGGUAUAUAGGUUUUGCCCAUACUGUUAAGCUAAUGGUGUUUGGUGGUUCCAACUGACGGACAACAUAGCACUGGAGAGAGAGAGAGAGAGCGAGUACAGCUGCUAAAGUUCUUACUAUAACUGGUUAGCCUUUUACUUUCACUAGUUAGAAACUGUAAAUAUACAAGCUUUUAUAUCUAUAGAAAGAAAAAAGGUGCCUUUUUUGCUCUGGGAUUUUAAGUUGUCUCUCUGUUUCCUUGCAUUGGCAUUGUGUGAGGUUGUGUUAAAACUGACACAAAAAUUUAGCUUUGUAAAGAUUUAAUUAGAUGUACGAAGGUAAUACCCUCGUUCUGGUCCCAACUAGCCCUUUUUUCGGCUUAGUUGUUG